AAGAAGAAGAAGAAGAAGAAGAAGAAGAAGAAGAAGAAGAAGAAGAAGAAGAAGAAGAAGAAGAAGAAGAAGAAGAAGAAGAAGAAGAAGAAGAAGAAGAAGAAGAAGAAGAAGAAGAAGAAGAAGAAGAAGAAGAAGAAGAAGAAGAAGAAGAAGAAGAAGAAGAAGAAGAAGAAGAAGAAGAAGAAGAAGAAGAAGAAGAAGAAGAAGAAGAAGAAGAAGAAGAAGAAGAAGAAGAAGAAGAAGAAGAAGAAGAAGAAGAAGAAGAAGAAGAAGAAGAAGAAGAAGAAGAAGAAGAAGAAGAAGAAGAAGAAGAAGAAGAAGAAGAAGAAGAAGAAGAAGAAAGAAGAAGAAGAAGAAGAAGAAGAAGAAGAAGAAGAAGAAGAAGAAGAAGAAGAAGAAGAAGAAGAAGAAGAAGAAGAAGAAGAAGAAGAAGAAGAAGAAGAAGAAGAAGAAGAAGAAGAAGAAGAAGAAGAAGAAGAAGAAGAAGAAGAAGAAGAAGAAGAAGAAGAAGAAGAAGAAGAAGAAGAAGAAGAAGAAGAAGAAGAAGAAGAAGAAGAAGAAGAAGAAGAAGAAGAAGAAGAAGAAGAAGAAGAAGAAGAAGAAGAAGAAGAAGAAGAAGAAGAAGAAGAAGAAGAAGAAGAAGAAGAAGAAGAAGAAGAAGAAGAAGAAGAAGAAGAAGAAGAAGAAGAAGAAGAAGAAGAAGAAGAAGAAGAAGAAGAAGAAGAAGAAGAAGAAGAAGAAGAAGAAGAAGAAGAAGAAGAAGAAGAAGAAGAAGAAGAAGAAGAAGAAGAAGAAGAAGAAGAAGAAGAAGAAGAAGAAGAAGAAGAAGAAGAAGAAGAAGAAGAAGAAGAAGAAGAAGAAGAAGAAGAAGAAGAAGAAGAAGAAGAAGAAGAAGAAGAAGAAGAAGAAGAAGAAGAAGAAGAAGAAGAAGAAGAAGAAGAAGAAGAAGAAGAAGAAGAAGAAGAA
Oncorhynchus nerka (sockeye salmon) is the source of this 969-nucleotide messenger RNA. Its product is annotated as glutamic acid-rich protein-like. Gene Ontology annotation, molecular function: structural constituent of chromatin; DNA binding. Gene Ontology annotation, biological process: nucleosome assembly. Gene Ontology annotation, cellular component: nucleosome. The record is from RefSeq and is a predicted model, not a curated record. The transcript has 3 exons. The annotation marks the transcript as partial. Lineage: Eukaryota; Metazoa; Chordata; Actinopteri; Salmoniformes; Salmonidae.